This is a messenger RNA of Triplophysa dalaica, 2510 nucleotides long. It is a transcript of the gene spsb4a, whose product is annotated as splA/ryanodine receptor domain and SOCS box containing 4a. The record is from RefSeq and is a predicted model, not a curated record. Gene Ontology annotation, molecular function: protein binding. NCBI's taxonomy places the organism in Eukaryota, Metazoa, Chordata, Actinopteri, Cypriniformes, Nemacheilidae. The coding region runs from base 692 to 1525 and encodes 277 amino acids. The transcript is spliced from 3 exons. Gene Ontology annotation, biological process: proteasome-mediated ubiquitin-dependent protein catabolic process. Gene Ontology annotation, cellular component: SCF ubiquitin ligase complex.
GACUGUGUCGACGGGGUAGAAUAUUAAUACACAAUUGUUGCUAUUUAUUGUUGAAUUGACCUUAUCUCUAGCGGUUUAGGCUUUUUGCGCAUGCGCGAGAUUUCUCACGGACACUACAUAGGCUACUAAUACUCUCUUAUUUUCUACUUCCUCGCCUUGUUUAAGCAAACCAAAGUUCACAUCAUCGACCCAGUUGCCUCUCGUAUUUCUGAUAACCGCUUUCUAGUGCAUACAUAACAGUUACUCUCUCUGGGAGUUUAAAGACAUUUUCAAAAUAUAUUUCCUCCGUCACGUUUCUUCAUUCCCCUCCAUGGACAGAUGAACGCCUCAUCAUUCUCUCAGUGCUAUCAUCUGGAUGACUAUCGAGUCCUUAUCAAAAUGCAAAUGUAUUUCCCCGCAGGAGAAUGAGCUGCUGGUGGGAUUUCACUAAGAUUGAGACUGAAUGGGUUUCCCCGGGUCCAUUGUCUGUCUUUGUAAAAGUCGUAUUUAAUGCAAGACACAAUGGUGUGAGACAGCUUGAGUGAAAGGGUUUCUGUAAGGCUGGCCCACUCGCCAUUGACGUGCAUUCGGGGCCUCAGGCCGACGUCUUGGUGCAUUGAUGAGGUAACGGCGGAGCCCGGAAACCCAGCCCCUGCGUCACACCACCCCCCUCCCAUUCCCCUCUUCCCUCCCCCUCGCCACCCAACCAACCAUGGGGCAAAAGAUCUCGGGGGGCAUAAAGUCCGUGGACGCACGUGGGGAACCGUCCUUUAGACCUCUGAGGAGAGAGCUGAGAGGGCCGGACUUCUUCAAGCCCGCCAGGUUGGACUUACUUCUGGACAUGCCCCCCGCUCCACACGAGCAGCAGCUUAGACACGCAUGGAAUCCGGAUGACCGCUCCCUUAACAUCUUCAUCAAGGAUGAUGACAAACUUACCUUCCAUCGCCACCCGGUUGCACAAAGCACAGACGGUAUACGCGGUCGGGUGGGUUUCACGCGAGGACUACACGUUUGGAGGAUCCAUUGGCCCACCAGGCAGCGGGGCACGCACGCCGUGGUGGGCUUGGCCACGGCAGAUGCACCGCUGCACUCGGUUGGCUACACGUCGUUAGUUGGGAGUGAUGUUGAGUCCUGGGGCUGGGACCUGGGACGUAACAAGCUCUACCACAACAGUAAGAACCGACCGGCCUCUUCUUCCCCCACCUACCCGAGCUUCCUGGAGCCAGAGGAGGCCUUUGUGCUGCCAGAUGCCCUGAUGGUGGUGCUGGAUAUGGAUGAGGGCACCUUAAGCUUCAUGGUGGAUGGACAGUACCUUGGAGUGGCCUUCAGAGGCCUUAAGGGCAAAAAGCUUUACCCCAUCGUCAGUGCGGUGUGGGGUCACUGUGAGAUCACUAUGCGCUACAUCAAUGGCCUAGAUCCGGAGCCUCUGCCUCUGACGGACCUCUGUCGACGCGCGGCACGGCUGGCUCUGGGACGUGAGCGUCUGCAGGAGAUUGAAACCUUGCCUUUGCCCCAGUCUCUGAAAAAUUACCUCCAGUACCAGUGAGAGCAGAACUCAGGCCCUCAUGACAGAGACACACAGAGAGGACGCUUGAGGUGCAACUGUAACGGCACCAUCCGGCGGAUGAGGGAAACAUGUUUACAUUGUGGCUCACUGGUGGAAUCUUAGGGUUUUGUAUUUGUUUGUUUUAGUUAUUUUUAUUUUUCCUCUUUAUGAUUUGUUUAAAUUAUUGAUGGCUUUGGAAGAAGCACGGAGGACAGUGUUAUUGACAUUAAACGGGACGGUGUGCAGCGGCUCUCCAGCGCCUCCAUGUGUACGUUUCGCCCUGGAGAAUACGACAGGAAGCUGUGUUUCAGAAGCUCGGUAAUCUUGGGAUGAAAGCUCACAGUGAUAAUCUUGCGUUCUUUUCCUGGAUUUUCCCUGCAGAACACAGUCAACGCUCAAAGGUGAUCUAACCCAGACAACAUCUCAGUCCAGACAACCCUGAAAGGUGCCAGCACCUGCACACAAGAACACCGGGGAACAUUAAUAUAUACGGACCGACAGCAGACAUUUCCCGUUUUUCCUAGGAUGGAUGUGUAUUCCCAUGGACACAUAUGCAUACGCACAUACUGUAUACAGCCAACAAUCAUAUGCGCAUUUUACAUUUUUUUUAUUUCUUCAUCUGAGAGCUCGAGUCAGUUUGUCUAUCUGAAUUUGUACCCUGAUUUUAUUGUGAGUGUGAACCUGUUUUUUUUUUUUAGUUGAUGAUCUAUCGAGAUGUUUUGUCUCUCUUUAAUUUUAUUUAUCAGGUUCUAGUUUCUUUAAUGGACAGAACGUGCGAGCUAGCACAUAGAUGAACACUAUCAUACUCAUCACAUAUGGCUUUCUAUUUUAAACUGGGAUGCUGCUGUUAUUAUUAAAAAUAAUAAUAUUAUUAUAAUUCUGCCUGGAUGCUCAGAUAGAAGUCUGGUUUUCUGAGGCACAGUGGAAUGUAAUGAUCUCGCUAGCAUUAGCAUAUUUGAAAUGUUAAUAAAAGCCAAGUGAAUGA